AUGGAGAAUUUACGGAAGUCUGAACCUUGGUCUCUAAUUCCGGAGACUACUAACGUCAACCAGGUGAAUGUAGUAAGACGCAAUCUCUAUGAUAUCAAUUAUUGUAUAGCUUCAAUACAACGAUUGAAGGAUAACAGCAUUGCUUAUGCAACUGAAAUUCUUUCCGUCGACAAAAAACUAAAGGGCACCCUAACGGAACCCGAAAGACGGGAAUUCAAGAUUUUACGAAGGUUUUACUGCAAUAAUGUCAGAGUCAACCGUUUGGAUUUAGUAAAACUGAGAAUAGCGUUAAAGAUGUGUCAUGAGCAACAGCCAGUAAUAUUUGAAGCAUUUCUUAAGAUGGGAACCGAAGGCAUGCAAAAGAAAAUUGUGGAAUAUGAGGAGGAAGAGGAGAUCCUGAUUUCUUACAUGGAAACGCUGGAAACACCACUGCUGCCUGAAGGGCCGAUAUACGAGAAGUACCGAGCCUUAGUCGAGGAUGUUGAUAAUCGCCUUACCUUGAUCUCCGCAUGCAUCGAAGAGUUGAAAGAUGAGCUUGAGACAGGGAAGGGUCGAAAGGAUUGUGAGAGAUAUGAAAUGGAGUUUGGUCAGGCGCGUCAAGACUUCAUUCUGAUGUGGCUUUUGAACCGAGCCCUGUUAUUUCUAAAGAUAACUGACUCAGUGUGA
Molecule: messenger RNA, 666 nt
Organism: Morchella importuna
Lineage: Eukaryota; Fungi; Ascomycota; Pezizomycetes; Pezizales; Morchellaceae
Exons: 1
Coding region: 1-666 (221 amino acids)
Source: RefSeq, a predicted model, not a curated record